Arachis duranensis is the source of this 916-nucleotide messenger RNA. RefSeq lists its product as uncharacterized. The record is from RefSeq and is a predicted model, not a curated record. Gene Ontology annotation, biological process: protein stabilization; protein folding; protein import into mitochondrial matrix. Gene Ontology annotation, molecular function: protein-folding chaperone binding; zinc ion binding. NCBI's taxonomy places the organism in Eukaryota, Viridiplantae, Streptophyta, Magnoliopsida, Fabales, Fabaceae. Gene Ontology annotation, cellular component: mitochondrion.
AUAAUUUGCAGAGAGACACCGAUAUUUUUUGCGGUCUCUGCAAAGAAAAGAAAUAAAGACACAAGAGAAGAGAAAAGAAAAGAGAAGACGAGGUUGUUUUGUUUUGUUGUGUUUCGUGGCAUUCAUGGAAACCUUGGCUACACCUUCCUCUGCAACUCUUCCAUCUCCUUCUUCCCCUUUCUCCAUCUUCCCCUCAACAAGAAGAUUCUCUCUUUCUCCCAAAUCCCUCCACUUUCGUUUAUCUUCCAAGCGUGAUGACGACCAUGAUUCAAACUCCCAAUCCAAUUCCAUGGAAAUCAACAACGACAACUCCAACGCCAACCUCCUCCCAGUUCUCAGCGAUCGCCGCCUCUCCCUUUCUCCGCUCUCCAAAGAUGCUGCUAUGGGAUUGGUACUAAGUGCUGCUGCUGGUAGAGGAUGGACAACAGGGUCAGGGAUGGAAGGGCCCUCUGUUCCUGCGGUUGGCUGCGACGGCGAAUCAGGAACCGGGAACAUCUCCACUUUCCCAUGGUCUCUCUUCACAAAAUCGCCUCGGCGAAGAAUGCUCGUGGCUUUUACAUGCACCAUCUGUGGCCAGCGAACUACAAGGGCUAUCAAUCCUCAUGCUUACACUGAUGGAACUGUGUUUGUGCAGUGCUGUGGAUGCAAUGCAUAUCAUAAGCUGGUGGAUCACUUGAACUUAUUUCAGGAGACGAAUUGUUAUCUGAAUUCAAGUUUCAAUUAUAAAGGACAUGGUUGGGAUGAUCUCAAGUUUAGGUUUAUGGACAUAGAUGAAGACAAUGAUGAUGACAUAUUCCCCAUUUCAUGAGUGAAUUGGCUGCUUAUGGCUAUGGGGUCACCACAUAUUCUCCGGUCUGAUGAUAUCAUCAUAUGGAAUUUUAGUUUAGGUGUCUUUGUAUAUUGUUUAGUUUUUCAU